GUUUCGCUUAGCUGUCCGCAUUAUAUACGCCGCAUAACAGAGGCUUCUGACUAAAACUGGCUAAAAAUGUCGUCCUGCAGAUGCAGGCGUCCGAUUCUCGCAGUUUGAGGCGUUACGCGCUAAGGGAGCGUCUUUAAAGUGAAGCAGAAAGGAUGCCUGGUGCUGAAACCAGUCAUGCGCAUCGCGUCCUCUCCUCCCUGAACCAGCAGAGGGCAGCAGGGAGAUUCUGUGAUGCUGUGCUUAACUUGGGAGAUGGGGUGCUUUACCAGGCUCACUGCAACGUCCUAGCCUGCUUCAGUGAUCUGUUUGAAGUGUCCAUCUCAAACCCCACUCAACACACAGAGUUUGACCUGCAGGGUUGCCCCAGCGACGGCCUAGAGCUGCUUCUGACCUUUGUCUACAGUGGAGAGCUGAAGCUGGAAGUAGACAAUCUGCAGAAAGUGCAGCAAGCAGCAACCAGCCUAUGUGUGCCUGAAGCCCUUGCCCUCUGUAAGCAGUUCCAAGUAAACUCCGGAAACCCCGUCGCUUUGAAACGGAAAAGAGGUCGACCCAAAAAAGGUCAAACAGAUGCUGUCAAGGAGGAGAACUCUCUGAUGGUCCCGGCAGAAGAGUUCAGUUCUGCAGGCAGUUUUAGCUUAGUGGAUGUUGCUGUUGCUCCCACAACCACCACCACACGCUCUGGUCGAGUAGUGAAGGGCCCUAAGAGGCUGGUGACCGCUGAUGCCAGCCCCACAUUGGAUCCCAAAGCUGUUCUCACUCCUGUGGAGAAGGAGACGUCUGAAGGUGUUGUUGAAAAUGUAAAAUCAGAUCAACCAGCUGCUGAGUCUGAGGUAGUAAAGCUGAAGAUCCACGCAGAUCCUGGCAGUGAUAUCCAGGAAGCAGAUGAAACUGCAGCCGAGGUGGAGGAAGCAGGAGAUGAUGACGGGGGUGAACUUGAAGGUAUCGUUGAUGACACAGAUGAGGAAUAUUUACCUCCGGCUGAGUCUGGCUCUGCAACGUCGCCUGCAUCUACAGGACAGAAACGGAAACUCCAGAGUAAAACAAGCAACAGCAAGAACGAUGAUGGCGUAGAGGAGUGCUCCAACAAAGGCUCAGUGCAGUGCCCUGUCUGCCUGAAAUCCUUUAAAAGCAAAUAUUACCUCAAAGUCCACAACAGGAGGCAUACAGGGGAGAAACCCUUUGCUUGUUCUAAGUGUGGAAAGAGUUACUUCAGGAAGGAGAAUCUGUCCGUGCACGAGAGCAGAGGCUGCGCUAGAGUAUCAACGUACAUCUGUUCCACAUGCUCCUUGAGCUUCAACACGAAGGAAGAGCUCCGAGUGCAUGUCGUCUCCCACACAGGAGAGAUGCCACACAAGUGUUCGACAUGUAAUGAACAGUUCAUGUACAAGAAGAACUUGACGAUGCACCUGAUGAAGGUCCAUGGACAUCCCAAACCACAUGCAUGUCCACAGUGUCCCAAAACCUUCCUAACUCGGACCGAGCUGCGCGUCCACGAAGCGGCCAAGCAUCGAGGCGAAAAGCCAUUUGUGUGUGAGGAGUGUGGCCAUCGAGCUUCCAGUCGAAACGGCCUGCAGAUGCACAUCAAAGCCAUUCACAGGAACGAGCGGCCCUUUGUGUGUAACAUAUGUGGCCACGCCUUCUCCCAGAAGAACAACCUCAGCAUGCAUCUCCGUGUGCACAGUGGCGAGAGGCCUUACCAGUGUCACCUCUGUGGGAAAACUUUCAGGACGCAAGCGAGUCUGGAUAAGCACCACCGUACACACACUGGUGAGCGACCAUACGGCUGUGACAUCUGCGAUUGGCGCUUCACCGAGAAAGGCGCUUUGCUCCGCCACAAGGCCAGCAAGCAUGAGGAGGGCCGACCACACUGCUGUUACAUGUGUAACAAAACAUUCAAAGCGCUGCAGCAACUACGUGUCCACCUGCAGCGCCACAGAGGCAUGAGGAAGUUUGAGUGCACUGACUGCGGCUACAAGUUCACCCGACAGGCACAUCUACGACGACACGUUCAGAUCCACAAACGCACAGAGAACUACAAUCCCAGGCAGAGGAAGCUGAGAAACCUCAUUGUUCAGGAAGUCGAUGGAAAUCCUGAUGAGAGCGAAGCCACUCAAUCUACCAAGGCUCAUGUCACCGAGUGCAGCCCAGCGCCGGCUGCCAGCCAGCCAGCCGCCAACAACGGCUCGUCUCCAGGCAUCGGAACCUGUCAUGACGCCGCGAUGGAGGAGGUGACAUCCAAUGAGAGGGAGCGCAGUGAGACGGGGGAGACUUUCACUGAGCUGCACCAAACUCAGCUAGUCAGCGAGACGUUUGAGUCCACAAUGGGCAUGGAGGAAUAGCUCUGCUAAAACACACUCAGUCAGACUGAGUGUUGUAAAGGUUUAAAUGCCAUGAAAAAUAUAAUGAAAGGGGAUGUGAGCCUUUAACCAGAAUCUGUUCAGUAAAAUGAAAGAACUGCAUGCAUAACCAUGUUGUUGGCCAGGGCUACAAUAUUUUCCGGCUUAAGCAUUAUGACUUCAGUUACAAUGGAUGUAAAUCAUUGUGGAUGUACUGCUGAGCAGACGUGUUUUUUGUUUACGUGUCAUUUGUGGAUCUUUAAAACAAUUAAAGUCCACAUGAAAGAAUGAAAUAUAAUUAGUUUAAAUUUACUAUGGACUUGUGUGAAAACAACUUUUCUAAUGAUAAAACCCCAGAGAUUAUCGUAACAGCAAGGCAAGUCUUUUUUCUUUUACUCACUCAGUUUUAGUACUUAGCUAUUUGAUAAAAUUCCUCAAAAUGUUUUUUGCUGAUGAAAACAUGUUUUCCAUCUAAAGAAAAAUACUUACAACUCUUUUUAUUGUAUUGAUUCAAUUUCAAUGUUUUUGUGUGACAGCUCAAUGCAAAGUAAAACAUAAUUGUGCUGCGGAAGGAAGAUAAUUUAUGGUGUCUUUUUUUUUCAAAAUAAAAUGAAAAGUGUGGUGUGUA
Messenger RNA from Gambusia affinis (western mosquitofish), 2964 nucleotides. It is a transcript of the gene zbtb48, whose product is annotated as zinc finger and BTB domain containing 48. The transcript has 11 exons. Gene Ontology annotation, molecular function: RNA polymerase II cis-regulatory region sequence-specific DNA binding; protein binding; DNA-binding transcription factor activity, RNA polymerase II-specific. Bases 153 to 2339 code for a protein of 728 amino acids. Gene Ontology annotation, biological process: regulation of transcription by RNA polymerase II. The record is from RefSeq and is a predicted model, not a curated record. Lineage: Eukaryota; Metazoa; Chordata; Actinopteri; Cyprinodontiformes; Poeciliidae.